Messenger RNA from Sorghum bicolor (sorghum), 1349 nucleotides. RefSeq lists its product as uncharacterized. The record is from RefSeq and is a predicted model, not a curated record. Lineage: Eukaryota; Viridiplantae; Streptophyta; Magnoliopsida; Poales; Poaceae. The transcript is spliced from 7 exons. The coding region runs from base 109 to 984 and encodes 291 amino acids.
AUCAAGCUGUGACUGUCCAGCCCGGAUUGAAGCCCAACGAUUGCAACUUGCGGUCCGCGACCUCCCCUCCUCCGCCCUCCUGUCGCCGGCGUCCGUCGCCCGUCGUCGAUGUCGAGCCCCCGGGAGCGGAGGCUUCCGCCGCCCGCGUUCCGGAUGGAGAACCCCUUCAGCGUGAAGGUGCUGCAGGUCUUCACCGGAUUCGGCGUCGGAUGCGGCGUCGGCAUCGGCGUCGGACGACCCAUCUACCUAGGUAUGAUACCUGGGCUUCAGCAAGUUAUGAGUGCUACAAGAGGAGCCACAGAUACUUUUUCUGGUGUCACAAGGCAUGUCAAUUCCGCGCUAAGGACGGCUGGGUUAAAGAACAUCGAAGCAGGGAUUGGCUGUGGAGUUGGUAUAGGCCAUGGUUUUGGAAUAGGAAUCGCAUUGAAGCCACGAGUGCUUCAUGGAAUUCAGUCAUCUGUUGGGGAGAUUAUGUCCAAAUUGACGUCAAAGUUAAAAGAUACCCCUGAGAUGCCGUCUUCAUCAAAUCCUAUGGCUCAUUCUUUUACUAGCAAUCAACAAACUCAUAAUGGCAUGUCCAUGGAUCUAGAGGCUAAGACUGCAGAAAGUAAUUUGAACCACACUUCAAGUUAUGAAAUGUCAAGAGUACCUACUCAGCCAGAAGCAUUGACUGCAAGUCGAACUGAAAAGGUCAUUGCCAAUUUUCUACAGAGUCCACUGUUCCAGAAUGAUACAAAGAUGGACUUCAGAGAUGCUCCUGGAAAUUUACAUGGAAUGGAUAGUGUACUUCAGUUGGUACUGAAGCACCAAAAAGUUAUUGAGGAACUGCGAGAGGAAAAUGAAAAUCUGCGUCAGAUUCUCAUAGAAGAGCUUAAGGUUUCACCAACCAAAUUACAAAUAGGUCAUAAAACUGGAGUGAAGGCCUACUAUCCAUGCUCAGACUGCUUUGAAUGCCGCCGCAGAAGUCGGAAAACAACCAGAUAGCAGUGGGCAUCGCCUUUCUGCAUUUUAGCAAAAUUUUGAUAGUUUUUUCAGUAGCUUGCAGUACUUGAUUUCAUCCUCUUUGAGAAAAUCCAGAUCAACUCUGAUUGUUCAGUACAGUUGUCAGUAAUGAUAUCCAUUUCAUUAGAACAAUUCUCUUUGAGAAAAUGUAGAUUAACUCUGAUUGUAAAGUACAGUUGCCAGUAAUGAUAUCCAUUAGCUGUGUGUAACGUUUGCUCCUCCAAUUGAUGCAGAACUCAUUGUUCUGAAUGUCUGAAUGUAAGAAGGAUGACACGAUGCUCUUAUCGCUGUUUCUUUACUUGUGCACAAUUGUACUAAUCUUAUAAAUAGAGUCAGGUGUUUAUUCA